AUGACAGAGAAGGCGAUGAACUGCUCCAAUCUCCUGCACAUGAUUCAGAUGAUGAGGAACUGCACGGGCGGGUCAGUGUGUUUCAUGAGGGCCUUUGUGGCCCCUCUGUCCUGGGACACCCUGGUAAUGAAUGUGACAGACCUCGCCCCAGAGGAUUUCACCCUGCUCCUCUGGGGGGCGGAGCCCUACCUUCAGAACAUCCCGUCCCCUCUCCUGACCCUGCCUCAGCAACUGCUCCCCGCACAGCUGACUGAGAUCAUGAAGUUAUUCAAUGAGUUGUUCACUUCCCUUUCUCUGGGCCAUCGAGUUCAUAUCUCUCACUGGGCCAAGCAGCAAGUUGCCCAGAACUACUUCAACUGCACAUUGGACCCCCUCUUGGGUUCCAAACCCAAAUCCCAGUCUGAGCACUGCCCCGCCACUAUGGAGUGGCUGAGGGCGGAUGUGAUGGAAGUCAUGGGGCGCUUCCUUACUCUGCUACCGUCCUCUGAAUUUGAAGCCGUCCCUAAAGAGGAGCUCUGCCCGUUCUUUCUGUCGCCCUCAUUCCCCAAUGCCUUCAGUGGGGUGGGGCCUCUAACCCCCUCCCUGGCCAGGACAGUCCUUCGCAGGGUGAUGGAGGAGUGUGUCCAUGACAACCAGCAGCUCCUCCAACACCUGGGCAGACUGGGCUCCCUGGCGUGUUUCUACGGCGAUGUGUCAUCUCUCAAUGCGUUUUCCAGUAAGGCCCUUCUCUCUAAGCUCAGUGAGUGUGGGAACACUGAAAGCAGCAAGCUGAAGAAGGAGCUGGUGAUGCGGGUGGUGUCUGAGGAGGGUCACUCUGUGGCCACGCUGCUGCAGCUGGCUGCGUCAGCCACGUCGACCCUGUCGCUCCCUCAGCUGGCCCUGCUGCCCGUCUCUGAGCUCCGGGCCUCCCUGUCCUCCCUGGGCCGGGCCCGGUGGCACCCCGCGCAGGCCCGCAUGCUGGCCAACACGCUGCUGCAGGGGAUGCAGUCCGUGCCUGGUCAGGAUCUGCUGUCUCUGGGGUCAGUGGUGCGAGGGGUGGGCAGCGCGGUUCUGCGGAGGGUUGGACCCCAGGGCCUGCUGGGUACAGACGGGCUGAACACCCUGAGCCAGGAGCUGUCUGAACUGCAAAGGACAGCCCUGCUGGAGGGGUUACACAGUAACACAAGUGUGUCAGAGGUGGUACGGUGCGUCUCUGGUCCCCUGCUGUCCAGCCUGUCGCUGUCUGCCCUGUCACAGGCACACCUGCAAACUGUGGACCAGCUGGAGGGGCGGAAUUGGACUCGGGCACAGUCUGCCUUUCUGGUGAAGAAGAUUUUAGGCAAGACGUUAAGACCUGAGGAUAUUGGGAGGCUGGGCUCAGCAGUGCAGGGUGUGACCUGUGAGAUGAUUGACAGCCUUAAUGAGACUGAGGUUCUGGCCGUGGUGCAGACGCUGACACAGAGUGCAGCCUGGCUCUCCAAAACGCAGGUGCGCUGUGCAGCGAAGAAGCUGUUCCAGAGUUUGGAGAGCAAGAGAGAAAACUACUUCAGCAACAUCACAGACCCUGAGCUGAGCGCCAUCCCUGCUCUGCUGCUGCUCCAGCUUGCUCCGGAGAAGAUAGCAGGUCUCCCGGAUGCAGUGUGCCCCUGCUUCCUGGAGAAACUGUCCCAGACUGACCUGUCCUCCCUGCCCCACAGUUCCAUCUCUCGCCUCAGGCUGACAGACAGAGCACUGAGCUGCCUGGGGAAGAACCUGUCAGCAGUGACCCCUGCUGACAUCACUAGCCUGGGGCCUCUUGUGUGUGAGCUGGAAGCCUGGCGUCUCUCUGGCCUGGCCCCUAAUGCCCUCAAUGCCAGUCUGUUGUCCCUGACCAAGUGCCCCCGAAUUCACCCUAUCUUUAGUGGGGCCAUCUUUGAACUUGUCCGAGCAACAUAUGGAGACCCCUCGGACUGGUCCUUGGGCACAAUGACAUCACUGGGACCACUCCUCCUGCUGAAUGACUCUGCCCUUAUGUCAUUACCAUAUAAGCCUUGGCUGAAAACGGCCCUAUCAGAUCUCCUGGACAGCCUGCCUCCCACCCCCUCCCCUCGCCCACCGGAGGAGUUCAUCACCCAGCCAGACCUCUCAGCCCUGCACCAGAAGCUCUUCUCCCUCUCCACCACCACUGCACCACCCAGUACCAGAGUCCAGCAGUGGAUGGAAGACCCCUCCCUCAAAGAACCCAUGCUGCUGGCGAUUGAGGAGCUAGGCGAGAGGAAUAUGCAUUGGACCCCAGAUCAGCUGUUAAGCAUGUGCACCAAGACCUUCGUGGAGGGUGUGUCCAAACUGGGCCAAGUCUGCCACUACAGCCCCCAGCAGCUGCAAGCACUGAGGAGCAAGACCAUCCAGGUGUGGGGUCCGCUGAACUCCCUGACUGAGUUACAGGUACUGCAGCUGGGCUGUGUGUCUCAGGGCUUCUCCCCCACAGAGCUGCAGGAACUCAACAUCACGUCCCUGGACACGCUGGAGCUGCUCUCCCCCUGCAGCUGGGCCCAAGCCCAGAGAGAGGCCGUGUUGCGGGGGUUCAUGAGGAGGACUGGCCUCACGGCUGGAGCUCUGGGCACAGUGGAAAUGGUGGGACUGGGCCAGUUCAUCUGUGGACUGAGCCCUCAAGAGGCAGAGCAGCUCAACACUGAUCCCUUCAGGGAAGCCCUGGCAGCAGUGGGCAGAGUCCAGUGCACCCAGGACAUGGCCGAUCGACUGAAGGAGAAGGUGCUGGUGUUGUUCGGAGAGGUGGGAAACUGGACUGAAGCCCAGGUCAACACCAUGGGAAAUAUCAUCGCGGGUCUGAACGCAUCGGAGCUGCAGAGGCUGAAACCUGCUGUUCUUCCCUUCAUCGCUCAGACGGCUAUUCCACUCAUUCCUCCAGAGCGGCUGGCUGCAUUCUCACCCAGUCAGCUGCAGGCCCUGGGUCCUGACAACGCUGCCAUGGUGACUGAUGCCCAGCACAAAGCACUGGCGAUGGAGCAGUACGUGGCUCUGGGCAAGGCUCUGGGGGUGACUUACGUCCGGGUGGAGGUUGCUACAACAGUGAAACAACCAAUGCCAGUAGCAGCAAAAGCUGGUGAGUAA
Megalops cyprinoides (Indo-Pacific tarpon) is the source of this 3090-nucleotide messenger RNA. Its product is annotated as otoancorin-like. Gene Ontology annotation, biological process: cell-matrix adhesion. The record is from RefSeq and is a predicted model, not a curated record. Gene Ontology annotation, cellular component: cell surface. Lineage: Eukaryota; Metazoa; Chordata; Actinopteri; Elopiformes; Megalopidae. The transcript is spliced from 22 exons. Bases 1 to 3090 code for a protein of 1029 amino acids.